This is a messenger RNA of Trichogramma pretiosum, 2012 nucleotides long. RefSeq lists its product as uncharacterized. Gene Ontology annotation, biological process: septate junction assembly. The transcript has 7 exons. Lineage: Eukaryota; Metazoa; Arthropoda; Insecta; Hymenoptera; Trichogrammatidae. The record is from RefSeq and is a predicted model, not a curated record. Bases 443 to 1786 code for a protein of 447 amino acids.
GCGCGUGUCGUGCAUGUGUGUCUUUUCAGCUUCGAGCAACAGCGUCCCAAGAAAUAUUUCCUGAAGAAUCAGUAUUUUUUUUUAUUUUUGCAAACUUCUCCGCAACGUAUCCUGAUGGAAAUAUUUAGUUGCAAUUUCUUUUUGAUUGGCGAGCGAUACGAGAUCGUUUGAAGAAAAACCACAAAAAACGACAGUUUCUCUUACACAUAUUGUCGAGAAAAACGUGACUUAAUCAUACACGGUUGGAUAAUUCUGAAAAUUAAAAUAAUUCAAGCCAAAAACUCGGAUAUGCAGCUAUGCUGCCUAUUGCUACUUGAUCUCUAUAUGCACCCAUCGUCUAUCUCAUUGCAGUCUUAUAGUGCAAAAUAGCUAUACAUUGACCUAUGAGAAGUGCAAGAGUAUACGAAUCUGAGUAAACUCACGUAAGGAAUAUUCGACAAUAAUGUGGAACCGUAAAGUGUUCAUAAGGAUAAUCGAAGUGCUGCUGUGCAUCGCAUGCACCGUGGCACUCAGAGUGACGGACGACGAAAGCAGACGAGUUUUCCAUUAUUUGCGUAAUCGCAGCCUCGAGUGGUCACUCUUGAAUAAUGUCACGUGGGGCACUAUCGGUGCCGCUCUUGCAUCAGCGACCUGCGGUGGCUAUAUUAUCAUAAGCACGGGCCUGCUCAUCGCUGCAGCAACCGGUGAAAUCAGAGGCCGAAAGACGGAAGUCCUCUUUCUAGGCGUUGGUAUCAUACUGUUUGGAAUUGUAGGCGCUUUGUCGCUGGCUUCGAUCGACAGCGUGCCCUAUGACUUGAUCGACAAUGCGGCAGUACUUGGUGGUUUGUGCCUUAUUACUGGCUUAGUUUUCAUCAUCGACUUGUUGAUGAAGCCACGUUAUGGAGAAACAAAACACGAUGGCACCCAAACCAUACCAGAAAAAGAGCAAGCUAAGCACUACGUGACAACGACAACUAUGACCAUCAACGAGAAGGAAUUGCAGCCGAAAAACGUGUCAACUUCAGCGAAUUGGCGCUCACCCACGCCCGAAAUGAAGGAGAAGCGCAACAGCAUGAAUGAUUCGCUGAACGAUCAAGACGAUCAGGAGAACAGGCUUGAGAGAGCCGAACGUCAAAUUCGAGAAUAUGCUCAAAAUAUCGAUAAUGGAAGGAGUAAACAAUUGAGAGGUCGAGAUGAUCGCGACGGAGGAAAAAAAACGAACGGAUACUACCGCAACGACGAAGUUUACCAGAGACCCGUUGACGAGGUAGACGACAUUCCACCGUUUCCAACCCACGAAGCCACUGUCUUCACCAAAGUUAUUCAGCCCAGCGUGAAAAUAAUGAGAAUCGAGCGCGAUAACGAAAGAGGAUACGACAAUUACAGGUUAUCAGAUUCGAGUCAGUAUGACAACGUACCCGCGCGAAUGCGUGGCGGCUCUUCUCCAGGAAUCUUAAAGAGGCAGCACGACGCGUACUCAACCGAUCCGCGUCGUUUGCAAGGUUAUCCGGGAACGGAUCAGCAGCGUCGACAAUUGACAACGCAGCGGGAUCGGGACGAGAUCGAGAUGUUAGAGGAGUAUUUCGACGAGCUGAGAAUGUCGACGACGAAUACCGCAACUCGAACUACCAUCGCUGAGCCAACUACCAUUAGGAUCGGUAGUAGUGCCUCUCGGAAAAUUGUAGGUGGCACCACCAGCAAGACCCCCGUGUCACCGAGUGAUCAGGGAUAUGUCAAACAUACGGCUAGUAAUUGGCCACAGCAGUUAAAAAGUAAGGAUGCCGACGACUAUGAGAAAAAUCGGUGAAAUUAAUUUGUUUCAUCUAGGCUCUAGAUGUAUCAGUCGUUAUAUUAUUUUGACUGCUAUCGUUUUUGUAAAAUAAACGGUUAUUUUAUAUUCCUGUUGAUUCUCAUAUCACUGCAGUAUUUUUAUACUUCUUUUGUUUACUUAUUUUUCCGCUAAUUUGAAGAUAAGUUUCUCCUACAUUUAUUAGUAACAAUUUUUUUAGUUGAAAUAUUUAUAAUUUAUAUGU